Molecule: messenger RNA, 2293 nt
Organism: Tribolium madens (black flour beetle)
Lineage: Eukaryota; Metazoa; Arthropoda; Insecta; Coleoptera; Tenebrionidae
Product: growth/differentiation factor 8-like
Exons: 2
Coding region: 362-1246 (294 amino acids)
Biological process (GO): SMAD protein signal transduction
Cellular component (GO): extracellular region
Molecular function (GO): cytokine activity
Source: RefSeq, a predicted model, not a curated record
UUCACACACGCACUACACACGUAUAAGAUAUAGUCUCGCAUUAUAUUAAGCUCAGUGUUGGUCUUUAACUCAAACCAACUCGGUUUAUUUAUUACACUGAUAGAUCUCUUCUGAAGCCGACACGCGUGCGAAUGUGAUACCAACUAGAAUAAUUUUCCCCCCAAUGUAAAAAAAAUUCGAUUGUGAUCAAAAUUGUGAUUAAAAUUUUCGAAAUUCGAUGUGAUUUCAACCCGAAGUAUUAUGGGCAAUAGUCGCCUAGUGUGAAAAAAUCCAAAAAUGUGAUAAAAAGUGGAAGCAUUGUGAUCCACCGCCGUCAAACUUUGUGAUACCCCCGACUGAUUAUUUUAGAAAAACCCUCAAAAUGGUAAGCCGGCUUUUCCUCCCCCAAGACUUGUCGCGGACUUUCGUGCUUCUGACUCUGAUAACGGCGACGUUUAGUGAUAAAGCGCUCCGUAACCGCUCCAACAGUAUUGUAAAAAGACGCUUUACGGACGCCACCUUCGACGAGGUGUCCACCCAGGCCUCGGGCUGCGGCUCGUGUAAAAUGCGCGAGGAGAUCAAGAACCGCAACCUGGAGGUGAUCAAGGGGGAGGUGUUGAGGAGGAUGGGCUUCCAAACCGCCCCCAACGUCACCGGCAGGGUUCUGCCCCCGGUGCCGCCGCAUUUCCUGGCCAAAGUCGACCUGGAGAUGGCCGGCAUGCAGAGCGACGAACCGCACUUCAAAACGGGAUACUCCUUCACCGAGGAGGAGGACGACUACCAUGUCAAAACGCAAGAAGUGCUCACUUUCGCCCAACCAUAUCCAAGACUGAGGCACAGCUGGCGCGGCCACGACAUCCUCCACUUCAUGUUCUCGGACGGCAUCACCAAAUACCACGUGAGCAACGCCACCCUGUAUGUGUACGUAAAGGGCGCCGAGCGUCGGCCCCUCCCCGACGUCCUCAUCGAAGUGUUUAAAGUGUACAAAGCCCCCGAUCAUCCUGACACGCCAGGCCUCUACAGGAUGGUCAGCAAGAAAGUGACCCAACCGUACGGUAGGGGAGACUGGGUCAAACUGGACUUCACCAUCACCGUCUCCGAAUGGUUCAAAAGUCCGCGGGAGAAUCACGGAUUCGUGGUUAAUGGGACGGUUAAUGGGAAAAAAGUCGUGGUCACGGACACGAUGCUAGAUAAUGGGAGUAAGGUGAGGCCAUUAGAGCGAUUUUUUUAUCUAGACACGUGCUCCAUACUCGAAAAAACACAUUAACAAAGUGGCUUAAUGGGGCGAAAUUAAGACAAGGUCUGGUGAUAAAGUUGGCACUAAAUUCGGCUUUUAGGGGGUUUUUAUUGACAGUGAUGAAAUUUAACAGCUGUCAAAUGUUGCAUGGUUACCGAUACUUAUAUAACAAAUGAGAAUCUGAUCGGAAUUUCAUAUCAGUGGUCGCAGUAAUGAGGUUUCUAAACUUAACAAUUGUUUAUCUGAGUUUGUUUACUUAUAUCUUUUUAUUUAUCUUGACGAUAUUUAAGGCUAAUUCUAUUAAUAAGUUAUUAAAAUUACAAGAGAAUUCUACCGGAAUCAACUGUCGCACAUUACAUAACUCUAUGAUAAAAAAUUUGGACACAAAACCACUGAUACAAAUCAUAAUUGUAGAUGAACUUUGACACUAAUUAUUAACAGAAUAUUUUCCUUAUUCUGUAAAAUCUUAUCUAAAUAGUUUCGAGAAAUGUGGCAAGUGGCCAAUUUUCGCGCCAAUUUCCUGAAUUUGAAAGUAAGAAAAGAUUUUAAAAUUACGAAGCAAAUGACGCGUUUCCGAUUCGGUAAUGAAUGAGUAAAAGCACUUAAAAUAAAAAUUGCGUUUUUUGCGUGUGUAGGGGGAUGUUGAAAAAAAUCGGGUUUCCGUUGAAUUUCUAUUCCUGAAUGAAAUUUUAUAAACCAAACAAGAAACGAAAUUAAUUGCAUUUGGACAGUGAUAAAGUACAAACAAGUAAACUGUAGAAAAGACUGUAUAUUUUAUUCUUGGUUUUAUUCAUGGUCAAAUAUAAAAAAAAUGGAGUAAAAAUUACAUGUUCAAAUUUCCCACGCAAAUGAGCGGCCAUUUACAUUUCACUAAAGCGGGAAAUUUAAAUUUGAUAAUUAAUCGUUAGACAUUUUUAUUUUAUAUCAUAAUAUCUCAGCCGAAAUAUGACUUGUAACAUUGGAAAAUUACAAAUUUUUAGUAAGAGAGUGAACUUUGCAUCAUUUCAAAGAAUUUUAAUUUUUUACUAAGAUUAUUAUGAAUAUAAGAAUCAGAGAAACGCAGAGGUUUACAAAAAA